This is a messenger RNA of Salvia hispanica, 2082 nucleotides long. RefSeq names its product peptidyl-prolyl cis-trans isomerase FKBP62-like. The record is from RefSeq and is a predicted model, not a curated record. Gene Ontology annotation, molecular function: peptidyl-prolyl cis-trans isomerase activity; protein binding. NCBI's taxonomy places the organism in Eukaryota, Viridiplantae, Streptophyta, Magnoliopsida, Lamiales, Lamiaceae.
UGGCGAUGAGGCGACGAGAGAGCAUAGAAGUCUCUAGAAACACUCCCCCAUUUACAUAUCCAACUCCCUUCUCUAGAUGGUGCGAUCAAUCUAUUUUUUUCUCUCCGCGUGAUAAAAUAUUGCUACUAUUUGCAUAGAUGGCUUUCGAUAUGGAUGACGAUUUUGAGUUCCCAGCGGCUGGGACCAAUGAAAUGGAGGCAGCUGACCUUCCAGAGGUAGACCCGAUUCUCAAAGUGGGAGAAGAGACACAAAUCGGCAGCAACGGUCUGAAGAAGAAGCUCCUCAAAGACGGAGAUGGCUGGGAGAAUCCCAAAUCCGGUGAUGAUGUCCAAGUUCAUUAUGUGGGUACUUUGCUGGAUGGGACUAAGUUUGAUUCCAGCGUCGACAGUGGCAGUCCAUUCAUAUUUAAGUUAGGCCAAGGCCAGGUAAUAAAAGGAUGGGAUGAAGGAAUUAAGACUAUGAAGAAAGGUGAAAAGGCUCUCUUUACCAUUCCUCCUGAGCUUGCCUAUGGAGAGUCUGGAUCCCCUCCAACCAUACCUCCCAAUGCAACCCUUCAGUUCGAAGUAGAGUUGCUCUCUUGGACGAGUGUUAAAGACAUAUGCAAGGAUGGUGGUAUCUUCAAGAAAGUAUUGGCUGAAGGAGAGGGCUGGCAGAAUCCUAAAGACCUUGAUGAAGUAUAUGUUAAAUAUGAAGCCCGGCUUGAAGAUGGUACAGUAGUGUCAAAAGAAGAUGGGGUGGAAUUUACAGUGAAAGACGGUUAUUUCUGUGAUGCCCUUUCCAAAGCUGUGAAGACGAUGAAGAAAGGAGAAAAAGCACUGCUGACCGUGAAGCCUCAAUAUGGAUUCGGAGAAAAGGGAAAAACAGUCAGCAGUGAUGAAGGCAAUAUUCCACCCAAUGCGUCUCUUCAAAUUAACUUGGAAUUGGUGUCCUGGAUAACAGUGACUGAUAUUGCCAAAGACCAGAAAAUUCUUAAAAAGAUUUUGAAGGAGGGAGAGGGUUACGAUUGUCCAAAUGAUGGUACCACUGUUCACGUUAAAUUAAUUGGAAAGCUUCCUGAUGGAACGGUUUUUUUGAGAAAAGGUUACGAUGAUGAGCCACCAUUUGAGUUUAGGGUGGAUGAAGACCAAGUAAUAGAGGGUCUUGAUAGAGCUGUAAAGACAAUGAAGAAAGGAGAAGUUUCCCUUGUAAUAAUACAACCUGAAUAUGCAUUUGGGCAAUCGGGCUCUACACAGGAGCUCGCUGUCGUACCCGGAAAUUCUGCUGUACAUUAUGAAGUUGAGAUGGUUUCCUUUGUUAAGGAAAAGGAAUCCUGGGAUAUGAACAACGAGGAAAAGAUUGCAGCUUCAGGGAAGAAAAAGGAGGAGGGAAACAUAUGGUUCCGAGCAGGAAAAUAUGAGCGAGCAUCUCAGAGAUACGAAAAGGCUGUGGGGUUUAUUGUGUAUGACCUCUCUUUCAGUGAGGAAGAGAAGGAACAGGCCAAAGUGCUCAAAGCCUCGUGCAACCUCAACAAUGCAGCUUGCAAACUGAAAUUGAAGGAUUACAAGGAGGCGAAAAAUCUAUGCAGUGAAGUGCUAGAAGCUGAUGCUAACAAUGUUAAAGCACUUUAUAGGAGGGCACAAGCAUAUAUCAAUCUGGUUGAGUUUGAAUUGGCCAAAAAGGAUAUCAAGAAAGCACUUGAGAUAGAUCCUAACAAUAGGGAUGUGAAAUUGGGAUACAAAACUCUGAUGGAGAAAGUGAAGGAAUACAACAGGAAAGAAGCACAAUUUUAUGGCAGUAUGAUUGCAAAGAUGAGCAAGCUGGAGCAAGAUACAUCUUCUGGAGCAGCAGCAAAGCAAGGUCUAUCAUCAUUCACAAUAGAUAGAUUGUCGGAGAAAGUUAACCAAACAGUGGCUCUGGUGAAGAAGUGUGAUCAAAGAGUGAUGCUGCUUGGCUUGUCCCUUUUGAUGAUUCUAGCUGCAGUUGUUGUUCCUGUGUUGUACACAAAAAUGUACUAUUAAAAGUGCAUGGAUAUGUUGUUUUAUAUGAAUAGGCUAAUUUCGAAAGACACUGUUCUUGAUAUCAAUGAAUAAUCUUAUAUUGCCA